This is a messenger RNA of Pocillopora damicornis (cauliflower coral), 2626 nucleotides long. Its product is annotated as melanocyte-stimulating hormone receptor. Gene Ontology annotation, biological process: G protein-coupled receptor signaling pathway. The record is from RefSeq and is a predicted model, not a curated record. Gene Ontology annotation, molecular function: G protein-coupled receptor activity. Lineage: Eukaryota; Metazoa; Cnidaria; Anthozoa; Scleractinia; Pocilloporidae. Gene Ontology annotation, cellular component: membrane.
AUAUCUGUGCGACGUUACAGCAAUUGUUUGCUUCACAUGUUUCACCUCGAAUGCUAAUUUAGCUUGGAAAUAGACCAUUCUCAUUAUUUAACCUUUCACAAUUGACAUAUAAAUGCCCUUUGUAUGACGCAAGUAUAAGUACCCUUUCUCAGAGAGGUGGACUUGCUCUCACUUAAUGUUAUCUGUGGUGACAUGUUUAGAUGUAAGUUCUCUAUUAUUACGACAUCUCGGUGAUGUUUGCAUUUGUAGCGGCAAAACGUGAUUCAACUAUACAAAUAAGAUAUAUCGAGACUCUUGGCGUGCUGGUCAACACGUCGUAUCAGUAGAUUUACCGCGAAAAGAAUUACUGCAGAACUGCCGUGGAAGGUAACUCGUUUUUUUCUUACCAAACGAACGCUUCGGGCAUGUCAGAAACAUCCAUCAACAGUUCCCUUUCAAAUAGCCUACAAUCUAUAGACGGACAAAAUAUAACUAAUGCCAUUCGUAAUAUUUUGGUGAUCAACUGUGUGGUGAAUAUUCCCUUGGCUUUAACAUCAUUUGUUGGGAACACAUUGGUGUUAUAUGGAGUAUGGAAAACACCAACUCUUCGCUCGCCCUCUAUUAUCUUACUGUGUGGUUUGGCACUCUCUGAUCUAGCAGUUGGUAUAGUAGCACAACCACUUUUUAUCGUCAACAAUUUGCUUCGAGUGUACUCACAAUCCCAAAAUGUUAAGGACGUCUUUUCGAGUGUCUACAACACGUUUGGGUACACGUUAUGUGGAAUCUCUCUCUGCACAGUAGCUGUUAUAAGCCUAGACAGACUGAUUGCCAUUGAGAAGGCCCUUGAGUAUCCUCGUCUGGUCACGAUCCCUCGGGCGAAACGCGUUCUUGUAACGAUUUGGAUAAUGUGUGUUCUUUUGCCAGCCUUGCAGUUAAGUAGCUUAUACAUUCGAGUGAGCGCAAUUGGAAUCGUAACUUCGAUUUGUCUCGGAGUUUCCACCACUUCUCAUCUGUUGAUUUACAAAACGGUUCGUUACCAUCAACGCACGAUUCAGAUUCAGGUUCUAGCGGUGGGAAAGAAUACGGAUGGCAGUUUGGACAACAUGUUGAAGUAUAAAAAAUCAGCGCUCAAUUCUUUUAUAGUAUUUCUUGUACUUUUUAUCUGCUAUUUUCCAUAUUUUGUUGUUUACGCCAUAUAUUCGCAAUCUACGAUCAAUGGCUUCCUAGCAAGAGGGCUCACCUCAACAAUCGUGUUCGUGAACUCUGUGGUAAAUCCAUUUCUUUACUGUUGGCGACUGCGUGAAAUUCGAGAGGCUGUGAAACAGACUCGUCCUAAACUUUGAUUUUUGUACAUUUGUUAUUGUGUUUUCACUGAAAAAAAAUCAACAUGAGUACAGCCUUAUGGGCAAUCUCCAGAAUUUACCCUAUUCAGAGCUUUGGAGGUGAUUUGGUGUGAGAAAUAAAGCGCUUAAUAGCGAUUGCGAAGAUUGAAAUAGGGGGUCCACACGAACUUCAGAAAUUUCAAAGGAGUCUAGCCAACCCUUGGCUUGUUGCAGGAGCCGCUGAGAGCCAAAUAUCACCAUCCUCAGCCAUACCUGGUAAAGAGGAGAGAGAUCCAACACAGGUAUGGAUUGCAGCCACCCUACCAUGAAAAAUUGCGGGCUUUUUUUUCUUCUUACCGAGGAUAGGAAAAUUGAGAAAAACGUUUUAGUACUUUAAAUGAGGGACAGCAAAUCGAUCUUCAUGGUACCAGGGUAACAGGUGGAAUUACGUUUAAAGACUUUAAUUAAGUGGCACCUGGUCAUACUCUCCUACAUUUACUCUCACAACAGGAACAACAAUACAAGGACCAGGUCUUGUGCUUCCUGCAGAAGUAACCAGACUCGACUAUGGGGUCGUUUAAAGACUUAAAUUCAGUGGCACCUGGUCACACUCUCCUAUAUUCACUCUCACAACAAGAGCAACAAUGCAGGGACCAGGUCUUGUGCUUACUGCAGAAAUAACCAGACUCGACUAUGGGGUUGAUUUUGAUCAAGACUAAGAAACUUCUAUCAACAGAUCCCUUUCAGAGUUGACCAGUACAAUUAUCAACUCCAUCUAUGCAGACGACCUUGAAACUACAAUAUAGUGUCCUUAAUAUUAGGACUCCGUAUUUAACGAGUUUCUUAUGGAAAUUAGCUGCCAUCCGUAUCAUCGGGUUCUUUAAAAUAGCAAGAUGUCCUUGAACCGAGAGUUUACUGCAUGCACUAUACAUUGAGAUAUUGUUUGAAGAACGAGGAACAGAGAAAACUUAGAAGCUUAUUUUCUCGACAGUUCAGACUGUCUACUUGUGUAAAUCUUUUCCAUUUAACACUCUCAAAGCAAACCUCUCGAUUCGUUUGCAUUCCACUUUCACCGACAGCCACUGCAUUUAAGUUGGAAAUUGAACCCAAAUUUUUUUAUAGGAAUGUUAUCCCAGUCUCCCCUCAGAGAAAUCGAUUACCAUAACUUAUGGAUUAAUCUUUCAUUAGUGAAGGGUUUUCACUGCCUCUACGUAAUCGGCUGUAAAGUUUUUAUGAAGGCAAACACAACUCAAAACUCUAACUCCGUAUUUGGGCUAGAAUUUCACCUGUGUAAUGUUACUGUUUAGCCAGCUAAUAAACCGCGC